Molecule: messenger RNA, 781 nt
Organism: Etheostoma cragini (Arkansas darter)
Lineage: Eukaryota; Metazoa; Chordata; Actinopteri; Perciformes; Percidae
Gene: smim36
Product: small integral membrane protein 36
Exons: 1
Coding region: 181-534 (117 amino acids)
Source: RefSeq, a predicted model, not a curated record
AUUUCCCCCUCUGCUGUCUUUUGCUCUUUCUCUCUGCGGCCAGCUGUCAGUCACUUGUCAAUAAUCCGUCUUUUUUCUGCGUGCUCUCCUUUCCUCUCCGUCUACUUCCUCUCGUUCCCCCCAUCGUCGUGGUCUCUGGGCUCUCUGCACCCCGGGGGGGCGAGACAUGCAUCGGGCGCCAUGGGGUUCAUGGAGUUCUACCUGGAGAUCGACCCUGUCACCCUGAACCUGAUCAUCCUGGUGGCGAGCUACGUGAUCCUGCUCCUGGUCUUCCUCAUCUCCUGCAUCCUGUACGACUGCCGGGGCAAAGACCCCACCAAGGAGUACGCCCCCGACGCCGCGCCGCCCCCCCCCAGCCAGUCGCCCAUACGCCUGGUGGUCAUGCAGAACUCGCCCGCCUCGGCCCGCUACGAGCCCAGCAGCACGGGGGGGCCCGCCGAGACCCCCACGCCGGACCUGAGCCGGGACCGGGACCGGGACCGGGGAGAGAGGGAGCUGGAGAGGGAGCGAGAGAAGAGGAGUACUCUGGUCUGAGGACGAACAUCACGAUUUUCUCGUUUGUUAAGUGUACAUGUCAAGAUUUUCAAAUUUAUUACCUGGACUUUUCACGAUUUUUUCAUUUAUUAAGUGUAUAUGUUGCGAUUUUCUCAUUUACAUGUCACGAUUUUUCUCGUUUAUCACAUAUACAUGUCAAGAUUUUCUUGUUUAUUACGUAUACAUGUGACGAUGUUCUCGUUUAGUAAGUGUACAUGUCACGAGUUUUUCGUUUAUUACGUGUACA